Colias croceus (clouded yellow) is the source of this 2755-nucleotide messenger RNA. RefSeq names its product netrin receptor unc-5-like. The transcript is spliced from 10 exons. Lineage: Eukaryota; Metazoa; Arthropoda; Insecta; Lepidoptera; Pieridae. The record is from RefSeq and is a predicted model, not a curated record. Bases 109 to 1722 code for a protein of 537 amino acids.
CUCAAGGGGGAUGGACGUGUUGUCGUUUUAGUAUUUCACGCCGAAAUACGUUAUCGGAUUUAGGUGAUAGGAUGUCAUAGUGUUUGUGUUGUUUUUGUUUGUGUAUGUAUGUCUAUAGUGAUGUGUGUUGAAAGAUAUGUGUUUAGAAUUAUACUUGUAAUGAGUGUUUCUAUUGGAAAAGUUACAAAUGGAGGUUCCGAAGAAACGACGGAAAAAGAAACGCGGCCGGAGUACAUCCACCCAGACGGUCUACUUAACUUUGACCCCUACCUCUCAGAUUUCAAGCACGAUGUCGGAGAGGAUGAUUACAUCCCCAUACCUGAGAACGACGAAACGACAGACGGCCGACCCAUAUUCCUUCUAGAACCAAAAAACUCCUACGUGUUGCGUACAAAACCAGCGACCCUCCUGUGCAGGGCUGCCAACGCGCUCCAAGUCUACUUCAAAUGUAACGACGUUAGGGUCGAGAAAACAGUGCAAUUGGAACACGUGGACCCGCAUAAUGGAGUCAGGGUAGUCGAGGCUGAGUUAAAUGUGACGAGGAAUGAGAUUGACGAUUAUUUCGGCGGGAAAUUCGGGUGCGAGUGUUACGCGUGGAAUAGCAAAGGCAGGAUACGGAGCCAGGCUGCGUUUAUUGAGUAUGCCUACAUUAAGAAGCAAUUCGUGCAGUACCCCCAAUCACUGACCCUGGAAGCUGGCAGACAAGCCACCUUCCGCUGCAUUCCACCACCAGCCGCUCCUCCAGCCACUAUAAAGUGGAUGAGGAAUAACGUCCCGGUGGAUGCAACUGAUGAAAUGUUGGUACUGCCGAAGGUUAAAUUACAGGAUAUGGCGAACUACACAUGUAUAGCGGAAAACAUCGCCGGCCGAAGGGAGUCAGACACGGCUGUUUUGUCUGUCUACGUAAACGGAGGCUGGUCAGAAUGGUCUCCCUGGGUACCAUGUCGGUGUGGGGCCCAGAGCAGCGGCAGACGACGGACCAGGGUCUGUUCGGAGCCAGCACCGGCUAAUGGUGGAGCUCCAUGUAGAGGACCAGCUUCACAGAACGAUGAUGACUGUGUUAGGUGUCAGAAUGGAUCCUGGUCACCCUGGAGUGCCUGGUCCUCAUGUGGGGAGGAUUGUGUGCGAGUACGACGGAGACAAUGUAUCGGGUCCUGUACAGGGUCCACAUUGCAACACGCCGCGUGUGUGGAUGGGUUAUGUUCUAGUGGUAUACAUCUAUACAAGAACAACCUUACUCUCUAUGUGGGCAUCGGGAUCACGGUGGCCAUGUUAGCAGCGGGUGCCGUCAUUUUAUACGUAUGGUGUAAAUAUAGGAACAGGCCGGGAUACACAGCCGCAAGAACCGGUAUGCCCAAAACAUAUUCCCGAGAUAAAGGCAGUACGGGGCCGGACUUAACCCGCACUUGCAAUGAGUAUUGGAUGCAAGCUCCAGACAAUCAGUAUGAUAUGCCUCAAGUUAGGAACAGCUAUUCGUCCCCAUUCGGUAACCGAACCCACUCCAGUAACCACUACGAGAUGAAGCCCUACAGCCCCUCCGGGGAUUCCGCUUCCAGCUGCUAUACGAAUUCGCGAACAAUGACGUCACACUCGAGCGAAUGCUCGCAGCUCGCAGAAUUAGUGACGUCAUCACGCUCGCCGUCAAAGGUCGACGUCGCUGUCAGCUUGCCGCCCGGCGCUGAUACUUAUCGCGAUAGAAUAUGUCUGACUAUUGUUAAAUAAAUAAAAAUAAAAAAGUUUUUUUACAUUGUCUUUUUUUUCGAACGUUCAAAUGUUGUUGAAUUGUGUUUUUAGUAUGCCCGAUAAACAUGGUUCUGUUGAAAUUGUAUGGAAGUAGGUAUUUGUGUUUAAGAUUUCAGUUCUAGGAAAAAUUGAACGAAAAAUAGUGGUAAAUACUUUUUUGUAUAAAUAGCCAAUUGCUUCUUGUAAGUUUACCAACAAUGCGUGGUUCAAUAUUAAUAGAAAGUCACUUAACAAUUUAGUUUUUUUUUAUUUGCUUACAUUAUACAUUUAUAUGUUGUACGAAAAUGAAAUAGGUAAAUGGGUAGAUAGAGUACAACACAUUGAUAUACAGAGAUUAGAAUAUUUAAAAAAAUCAAAUUAUUAUUACCUAACUAUACAAAAUUCUUGGUCAGUCUUGAAUAUUGAUGUAAGCUUCUAAAAAACUGUUAAUAAAAUAAACUGAAAAAUAUGUUAAAAGUAUAAAUAAAUCGAAUGUCUAGAUUUUUAAGACGAAUUCGUUGUAAAUGGAUACACUUAAAAAUAUAGGUUGCAAAUGUACUGCCAAACUGCAUAUUAUUUAUUAGCCUUUUUCACUUCUGUGAACUUAAUGUGUUAGUAUGAAAGAGAAUAUUAAAUAAUUGUUCUGUUGAAUUUAAAUAGUGUAAUAAAAAUUAUCUUAUUGUAUAAUUUGCAUUUUAACAUCAACGUGGCAUUUAUAAAGAUUGUAACAUCCCAUCAAAAAAUCACAACAUUAAAUUUUAUUUACUAAUUUAUUGUUACUUAUAAACUAACUUUAUUAAAAUUGUUCUAGUUUUAAUUUGGGAUAAUUAAUUGAAUUGUAAAUUAAGACGCUUUUCGCUUAAUAUAAAAUUAAUGUUCUUCACGCAGUUAAUUUAUUUAAGACUGAAAAAAUGAGCUGAUGCCAAUUAAAUGUUUUGUCUUAUAUACAAAUAUUGUUCUUUGUAGUGAUUUUGUACAUAAUGUAUUUAAACCUGUGAUAUAUUUUAUAUGAAAUAAAUGUGUACAAAGAAAA